AAUCCCAACCCUUUUGCUACUGUCGCUGUAACACCUGCCCUACUUGCCACACGCCACAUUACUACCAUUUACCCACUCGCUCAGUCGCCACCACCUAACCCACCUGCCAUGGCCUCUCGCUUCAUCGCUGCCUCCAUCCCAGAGAUGCAGAAGCCCCGCAUCUCCUGCACAAAGUACCUCGAGCGCCGUAUCAUUCAGGCGUGGAAGUCCUUCAGCCAGAGCACCCGCAAGCACGAGCGCGCGUCGAUCCUUCCUGAGGACUUCGUCCUCAUGACUGCGCGCCGCCGCAGCGUUCGCUUCACCUGAGCGUGUCAAAUGCGCGUUGGCACGCUGAUCAUCCGUUUCACUCAUCCAUAACCGACGUCAUGUCCACGCCUUUUCCUCGUUACUCUAUGGACAGUGGGCAAAGAUCGUACCCUGAUAUCUUAUUCAUGCCUGGGGGACUCAUUCACGAGGUGCUCGAUGCACCUCAAUGCACGGACUACGUUCACGUCUCACAUCCAUUUACUUUACUAAUACAGACAAAUCCUCAUGUAUCUAUCCAAUUGAACUUUAGGUGUAUCGUAGGCGUAUUCUGCAGAUUACGGACUUGCUAAUAUGUAUUCAUUAUCUG
This is a messenger RNA of Postia placenta MAD-698-R-SB12, 613 nucleotides long. RefSeq lists its product as hypothetical. The transcript has 2 exons. NCBI's taxonomy places the organism in Eukaryota, Fungi, Basidiomycota, Agaricomycetes, Polyporales, Adustoporiaceae. The record is from RefSeq and is a predicted model, not a curated record. The coding region runs from base 366 to 596 and encodes 76 amino acids.